GUGAAAUGAGCCCUUCGUGCAGUGUGGUGACCAAUCUGCAUCAACAGCUUUAGAUGUAUCCGAUUGAUGCGCCGUUUGGCUGAUUUCAUAGCUGCUGAAUUGAUAGGCGGGAUUCCGUAUCGGACUCGGUGCGUGUCAAGCUGGAGAUACUGUGUUACCGUUAUCUGACUCUUAUCGAUCAAACGAACGCGUUCGUUUGAUCAAACCAAGGCCCUAAAACAUACGAACGCGUUCCGCAUCGUUCGAAAGAUGCGGUUGCAGGCUUCGGACUGCCUCGCCCUCGGUGGGUACUAACUACUAAUGUACUAUCUACUUAGCACAGCUCCUAUUGAUCAAUUUUCGAAGGUUAGCAUAACAUAGUUGAGGUAAAUGUUCGCACAGCAUUGAGCAUGCGUUGUUAUCGUGACCUUAUGUGAAUUUAGCACAUCUCAAUCUUGUAUAUUUUUCGUAUGCCUGAAAAGUGAACCGCAACCGAAUCUCGGCUGAGGUCUCUUGUUUUGGUAAUCAUGUGUUUCUUGUCCAACAAUAUGUCCAACUACCAGCCUUGCAACAACCUCAAAAUGUGUUUCUGCAACGCAUUUUUUAACGUCUGUAACAUUUUACUAGCUGUCUCUUUUUCAUGUUGUUAUGUCGUACUUGCGCUAUAAAUGCAUCAAGCUGCCCAUCAAAAUUAUUAUGUUCUUUUCCUGUAACUAGUUCUUGUGGCAUCCGCACCGAAUCCAAACGAACCAAUCAAAGCCUGAAGAGUCCACUCGCGUUUAGUGCUGGCGAAAAAUUGAACACUGUGGCCUGUGCAAUUAAUCGUCAAUUUGAUGCUUAUAGCAGCCUCUUAUACGGCCUUGAUAGCAGCAAUGGCAGGGGUCACUUCGGUCGUACGUCAACGUGAGGCUUCUAUGCAAUUUUUAUCGAAAUGAUUAUUUGAUAAGAGGGAAAACAAAUCUUUAUAGAAUAUAGGAGAUUGAAGUUACAAGAAAAUCAAGUAAUAUGGUAUCGGUGAAGCUGGUGUCCGGUCACCGUCGUCGCCAUCGUCGCUAACCGCCUGCCGCCUCUGCUGAGCUCUCCACCUCGCAUCUGCAGCAUCGACCGCGCGGUGUCGAGGUGAGGACCGCUGACCACCGCUGACCGGGCGCUGACCAUGGGUGACCUCACCACCGACCUGCUCUGCUUCGGUAACCCGCUGCUGGACAUGAUCCUGCGUGUGGAGGACGGCCAGCUGCUCACCAAGUACCGCCUGCUGCCCGACAACCAGAUCGAGGCCGACGACGACCAGAAGGCGCUCUUCGACGAGGUGUUCGCCAGGAGCGGUGAGGUGACGUUCUGCCCGGGCGGCUGCGCCCAGAACACGGCCCGCAUCUACCGCUGGAUCCUCGGAGACCGCUCCUCCGUCUCCUUCGUGGGCGCCGUGGGAGCCGACAAGUUCGGACAGCGACUCGAGAAACUGGUGCGAGCCGACGGCGUCAACACCAGGUAUGUGGUGCACGAGGACCGUCCGACGGGCCGCGCCGUCAGUCUGGUCUGGGGCACCAACCGCUCCCUGGUGGCCGACCUGGGCGCGGCCACCCUCUGCCGUCCGGACCGCGUGUUCUCGCCGCACAACCUGGCCCUGCUCACCGGCGCCCAGUUCGUCUACAUCGAGGGGUUUUUCGUGACGCACGAUCCGGAGACGGCGGUGCAGGUGGCGCGCUACUGUUCGCACAGCGGCCGGCGGCUGGUGUUCAGCCUGUCGGGCACGUACGUGUGCGAGCGGCACACGAGCACAAUCUGUCAGCUGCUGCCGCACGUCUCCUUCCUGUUCGGACACGUCACAGAGCUGACCGCACUGGCUCGCGCCCUGGGACUGGAGGACGAGUUCGACAUAUCGCCGCUGGGCUACGCGCGCCUGCUGGACGCCGCCUCGACCCGGCUCAAUACGGUGGAGGCCAUGACCCAGUCGGACGAGCCCGACCAGCCCGCCGACCAGGCGCUGCUCAACGGCGACAGUCCCGGCCAGCUCAGGAUAAUUGUCACCCAAAGCGCCGACCCGGUGCUGCUGCUGGACGACGUCUCCGUGGUCUCCGUACCCGUGCCGGCCAUCGACGAGCGCCAGAUCGUGGACACCACCGGCGCGGGGGACGCCGUGGUCGGCGGAUUCCUGGCCGGACAGUUCCUCGGCGAGUCGCUCGAGGACUCUGUCAGGUACGGCGUCCUGGCUGCCCGGGAGGUAGUCCAGGCACUGGGCUGUUCAAUCCCGGCGCGGCGCCAUCCGCUGACCGAGCCUCCUCUCACCAACGGCGUGGCUAGCUAACCCGUCUGACGGACCAGGCACUCCGCACGGACCGGGCAGCGGCAGGUCAGUGAGCGCAGGGGCCGGCGGCCGUCAGCCGGUCUCGGCCCAGUGGUUUGACCCGCCGCCCACGGGGUGCCGCGGCUCCCCGCUGCCAGUGGGCGACCACCGGCCGGCGGGCAGCGGAGGGCGGACCGCUCAGGUGACCGUCUAGUCCGGGUAGGUAGUUGUGAUUUCUGAGAUCGACUCCUCGGUUAGUACGAGGGGUCCGGCGGGCCACGUGAUCUGACUGGAACCAAGUCUGGUGGGUCACGUGGACCCUGGCCCGGGUUCUGAUCAGUUCGGUGCAAUAUUAGGUGAAAGUGACUUCUAGUUCAGGAAUGCGAUACGUCCGCGACUGUUUGGUAGAAUAGUCGGUACUAGUCGUUUGGUUUAGUUGAGUUCUGGUGUUAAAGUUGUUUUCAGUCAUCACAUUUGCGUUGUGUCGGUUCAACUGAAGCUAUUAAGUCGUUGCAGUGUACUGUGCAAUGAAGUGCGAGCAGGAGCUUUGGUCGCUUGUGAUGGGAGUAAUUGCUGAAAGCGGAGCGCCUUGUUGAUAUUCGAUGUAAUGGAUUUAAUCCAGUGAUUGCUGACCUAGUCUUUGGUGCGGUGGAUUAUCAGUUUAUCUGCUACCUUUCAAAUGCAUGUACAUUGUAUGAAAUUGACCAGUUGCAAUACAGGGUGUGGUGCA
Molecule: messenger RNA, 2993 nt
Organism: Amphibalanus amphitrite
Lineage: Eukaryota; Metazoa; Arthropoda; Thecostraca; Balanomorpha; Balanidae
Product: adenosine kinase-like
Exons: 8
Coding region: 1136-2284 (382 amino acids)
Biological process (GO): purine ribonucleoside salvage
Cellular component (GO): nucleus; cytosol
Molecular function (GO): adenosine kinase activity
Source: RefSeq, a predicted model, not a curated record